Molecule: messenger RNA, 6763 nt
Organism: Python bivittatus (Burmese python)
Lineage: Eukaryota; Metazoa; Chordata; Lepidosauria; Squamata; Pythonidae
Source: RefSeq, a predicted model, not a curated record
AUGGUGAAUUUGAAAGCCUCGCUUUUGAAGGCUGGCCGGACCCUAUCCUGGGCUUUGCCAAUCGUCUUAAAUGAUUUUAAAUGCAGGUACAGGGAGUCCCACUUUAAGAACGAGUUCCGUUCCCAAGGUCUGUCCUUAAGUUGAAUUUGUACGUAAGCCAGAACAGUAUGAUUGUGUCAUAUUGUAUAAGGAGUAUUGUGUAAUGAACUCGAACCACUGUGCACGUAACUCGAAUCUUUGGGUAUUUAACUCAACUUUUACUACAGUAGUCUUCAUUCUGAGCUAUGGGUCGUCCCUAAACUGGGCAUUCUUAACCCAGGGGCUCCCUGGAGUUGCAGAAUUGCUUCACUAACUUUGCUAUAUAGAGAGUGGUAUGGCUCUUUUCACGGGAGAGGUUGGCUCCUGGUUUAUACAGCCCGAAGCAUUCUGCUGAACCAGUUUGGGCUCCUGGCAUGGCCUGUCUCCUCACACCGGGCCUCCGCCCUUUCUGGCAGGGCCUGUGGGUGUGAGCCAGCGCCACCCUGGACAGCUGUGGAAAAGGGGCUGGAAAACUCACCUUGUUUGAAAUGGCUUUCUUUCCUGAUUCCCCAGAUACACCAGCACAUGCACACACAUGCCCGCCCCGGGCGAUCGCCUGAGCUUCCCUUGUGCCCGGCACUCCUGGCCAGGAGGAGCUGGCAUCCCACAGCCGUUUGGAACCAGCCAGAGCAAGAGGGAUGGCGGACAGUCUCCUGACUCAGGUGGGGUGUUGGCAAACCCUUUUGCCCGAGUGAAGUGGGGGAGGGAAUGGAUUUACUGUAAUGAGGCUGCUGGAACUAAGGCAGUUGGCCCGGGCAGAGCAGGUCCUGGCAGAAGGGAGUGUGGAUCAAGGCUCCUCUCAGCUCCCUGUGUGAGGGCAGGCAAGCCUUUGCUUUACCCCGUGGCAAAGCAGGCAAGCCUUUGCUUUACCCCCCCUUUGCUUUAACCUCUGGGGCUUCCUGUUCUGCAGGUAACUUGGUGCCCUCCGCACAGGAACUCCUUCAGCUUCACCCACCCCAUAGGACUCCUUCCAGGGCCUUUCUGGAAGAAGCAACUUUCGGGCUCCUGCUUCAACAGCUGUUUCUUGCCGUGCCAGUCUAGGGAAUUCAGCCUUGUCCCUGCAGACGCCCACUUUCAUCUGCUUUCAGAGGAAGCUGACCUGUUAGGAAACUGAGUGCACGGUUGGGAAUGCUCUCUGUGGGGCAGGGAUGUUUGCCAGGGGUGGUGGUGGUAAAAACGGUCAAGUUGGCCCUGCAACUGUGCGUCAAAGCCCUGUCCCUUUUUUAACCAGCAUCAUGGGGUAAAUGUGGUGGCCAUCUUGACUUUUUUGACCCUGCAGGUUCCCCUGGUUUAUAGAAGGGGUCCUUCACUGGGUGGAAGAAGCCAAGGCCAAGUUGACUGGGGGGAACAUGUGCAGGGCUCCGUUGCAGGUCAGAGCGGCUCUGCCUUUCAGGGCACGGGGCAGAUGCCAAGAAGCCUGAACCGUAGGAUUGUGUGGGGAAGCUUCUCUUACUCAUCCCCACGUACCAGGGAGACGGGAAGGCCCCAGCAGUCUCCGUUUGGGGAAAAACUGUGUGCGAAUCAGCUGCAGUCGUUUGGGUUACGCACAUCGUCUGGAGGACAGAGCGCACAGUAAAGCACCCAGCUGGUUCAGCAAGCUCGCUUCAGCAGGCCAGCUAGCAGCUCAUUCCCACGGCUAAGCUGGGAUGGAUUUUCUUUGGCUUAGCAGGUUGCAUGAACUCAGCUUGUUGGGCACACGUAAGGGAUGAGCUAAUUCAGGGCCAAAGGAGAGCGUGUGGCACGCACCAGCCCGGGGCGGCCUCCGUGAGCCUGCCUUGAGAAGCCUUGUCCGAGAUUGUUUUAUCUUUAAGCAAUUUAUAAAAUAUAGAAGGAAGUGUCCGAGCCACUAAUUCAAAACAGGAAUGAGAAUAUAACAUAUCCCCGGGGUCUCCAAAUCAUUCCGUUCCCAGAAAUAAACAGCUCAAACAGCCAGCCAGAUGCCAGUGGGGACCUCCAGGUCUUCAGGGCCUCGGGGAAGAGCCAGUGGGGUCUUGGGGGACCGGGGAAGGCUGAGCCAUGUGCCGUGGAUCUCCUAGACAUUCCGUAAUAGCCAGGAGCUGAGCGUACUGACGGCAGCAAUUCUGGUGGGUGGGCAGAAACAAUUGGAGGAGUUGUCCGGCAGCUACCCUAGUCCUGGGCCACGUACCUGUGGCAAGAAGGCCUGGGAGACAGGCUUCCAAGGGCAGGUCUGUUGCCCCCUCGUUGGGGCCACUUUGCUCUGAGCAUCUUCUGGGCCCUUGUGGAUUAUUGGACCCUAGAAUGAAAACUCAGCUGGGUGGAGGGGCCGCCCUUCCUCCCUGGCUGGGGGGCUGUGGUAGCACUGGGGGGACAUUUGCCCUGCCUGCUCCUUUUUCACACACCAUUGCAGCCCCGUUAGGAGAAGCCAGCGUUUCAUGUGCAGCUCGGCUCCAGGGGCCGGUCCCCUGGGACUCGGCAGGAAGCUGCAGGGGCCCCUUUGAGGCAACCUCUGUGUCUUUGCAGGUGACCUUUGAGGACGUGGCCGUGUCCUUCUCCCCCGAGGAGUGGGAACUGCUGCAGGACUGCGAGAGGGAGCUGCACUGGGUGGUGAUGAUGGAGAACUACCGGAUGCUGAUCUCCCUGGGAAACGAUCUCUACCUUCUUUCCUCCAAUGGGAUGUUCUGGAACAGCUCAGACGACGAAAGCUCGAAGGAGCCAGCCCACGGAGCGCCUGAGAUUUGGUCUCGUCAAAGCCCAAGGCGGCCCACAGACCACAAAGAUGGCUUUGGGGGUGGAAAACAGGCCCCCGUUUUGGAGGCUGCCAGUCCGACGGGGAUCCCCUACCCCUGUCCCCUUUGCGAGCAGAGCUUCCGUGGGAAGAAAGAGCUGGACCGACACCAGAGGAGUAUUCACAUGGGGGACAAGCCGCACGCCUGUGCCGUGUGCGGGAAAGCCUUCCGCGACAAGAGCGAUCUCCGAGUCCACGAGCGGAUCCACACAGGAGAGAAACCCUUCCCGUGUGACGUGUGCGGGAAAUCUUUCCGUGAAAAAAGCAAGCUGAUCGUCCACCAGAGGAUCCAUACUGGGGAGAAGCGCUGCGUGUGCCAGGAAUGUGGGAAAAGCUUCAGAGACAAGCAUUACUUGCGGGAUCACCAGCGAAUCCACGCAGGAGAGAGGCCCUACCACUGCCAGGACUGCGGGAGGAGCUUCCGGACGCGAAGCCAUUUUACUCUCCACCAGCGAAUCCACACGGGAGUGAAGCCGUACCUUUGCAACGAGUGCGGGAAAACCUUUGUGCAAAAAAGCAACUUGAUAAGUCAUCAGAGGAUCCACACUGGAGAGAAACCCUUCCCAUGUGAAGAGUGCGGGAAGACCUUUCGGGACAGGAAGACCCUUCGGUAUCAUCGGAGAAUCCACAUGGGCGAGAAGCCCUACCCAUGCCAAGACUGUGGGAAGACGUUUCGGGACAAGAGCAGCCUCACCGUCCACCAGAACAUCCACACUGGGGAGAAGCCCUUCGUCUGCUGGGAGUGCGGGAGGAGCUUCCGGGAAAAGAUGUACCUGAAGGACCACCAGAGGAUCCACACCGGGGAGAAGCCGUUCUCUUGCCAGGCGUGCGGGAAGACCUUUCGGGCCAAGAGGACCCUGACGUACCAUGAGCGGAUCCACACCGGAGAGAAGCCCUUCGCCUGCCUGGACUGCGGGAAGACGUUCCGAGGGAAGAGCAGCCUCACCGUCCACCAGAGGAUCCACACGGGGGAAAAGCCCUUCCUCUGUGCCCAGUGCGGGAAGAGCUUCAACAAGAAGCAGAGCCUGCGCAAGCACCAGGGGACCCACUCGACGGAGCGGCCCUUCGCCUGCCUGGAGUGCGGGCGCAGCUUCCGGCUGAAGCAGAUCCUGGUGGCCCACAUGACCUCCCACAUCAAGGAGCGGCCCUUCGCCUGCGACCAGUGCGGGAAGUGCUUUGCGCAGGAGCGCAACGUGCGCAGCCACCAGCGGGUGCACACGGGGGAGAAGCCCUUCCUGUGCAUGGCCUGCGGGAAGCGCUUCGGCUACAAGCAGCACCUGGUCAAGCACCUGCGCUUCCACACCGGCGAGCGGCCCUACAGCUGCGCCGACUGCGGGAAGACCUUCCGGGACAAGACCACCCUGAACAUCCACUACCGCAUGCACACGGGCGAGCGCCCCUACCGCUGCCCCUUCUGCAGCAAGACCUGCAGGCAGAAGCAGCACCUGAACAGUCACCUGAAGGUCCACCGCGGGGAGACGCUUCCCCCGGGGGACAGCACGGGCCUCAGCCUGCAGAGAGCCCGCGCCAAGGAGAAGCCCCACGAGUGCCCCCAGUGCCAGAAGCGGUUCCGCGACAAGAAGAUCAUGCUGACCCACCAGAAAACCCACAAGGAGGAGCCCCUGGCCAGAAGCGGCCCCGCACAGGGCAGACGGGGCCCGGCCGAGGCGGAAGGAAGGGCCGCUGGGGGAGGAAGAGGCGGAGGGCGGAGGCGGAAGGAUGAGGGGCUCCCCUCGGGGCUCACGUCCAUCCUGCCCGAAAUGAUCCCCGUCAUUUGCACCGACUGCGGGAGGCGGUUCACACAAAGGAAGUACCUGACGCUGCAUCAGAGGAGCCACAGAUGAGGAGACGCCGGUUCCCGUUGGAAUCUCGUCUGGAAAGACCCCUUGGAUGGUGCACGACGUGGGCGCUUCCGGGGAAGAAGACGCUUCUGCACGGCAGCCCUGUGGAGGAGAUGCCAGGGUUUGGGGCGAGCUCCCAGCAGAAAUUUCAGGGCUCCGUACUGCGAGAUAAGUUGCUUGACUGCAGACCCCGACGCAGCCUUGCCUGAGGCAUUGCCCAGAAACGAAGCCCCCGGGACUGAAACCCUCCGCCGUUUCCUCCUGCCCUUGCGGGCUGACAGACUGCUGGCUGUUCUCCCCCCAGCGCUGAGACCAGAAAGAAUGCCCCUCCUCCGGGAUUCAGCCCUAGGUCUGGCUGGCCCGAGCACCGCCGGUUCACGUCUCACCUCCAGGCCUGGCCACGGAGGGACUUGGGCCAUCAGGGCAUCGGGACGGGCCUUGGCGCCGUCGCUCCUGGUUUCUUGGGCCUUCAGAAGCUCGUGAAGCAGCCCGAGAGACCCCCGGGGCCGAAGGGGAGCUUUGUCCCACUUGACUGGGAAGGGCGGUUCGCCUCCUCGUCAGCUCUGGGGCUGUGAAAAGCAGUGGCCGUCCAGCGCCUUGUGGCGUUUGUCCGUAAAUUAAUUACGCCCUGUGAAGAAGGCCCUCCUGUCCUGCGUACCCCCCUCACUCAAUGGCUCUGGCGUAGCUCGCCGUUCCUGCGCCUUGGAAGCCUCUUGGGGCUCCAGCUCUUUGCUCCGCCAGGAGUUGCGGCAGAAUUGCCCCGCCGCAAGAGCUUGUGACUUGGGCUUUCUCAGCUCCAGCAGGCUGGAUCCUCACCAAAGAACCACACCGCAUUUCAAGCCAGUUCCAGUAAACCAGACAAUAAAUACUAGGGGGGGGGAGGAAGUGAGUUUGAAAAGGUGAAAAAGGUAGGAUGCAGACUGCAAAAAAAAAAAGCCAAGCCCCCAAGCCUGUUGGUGGCUGCGUGUAAGAAUUGCACGCCUCUGCAGUGGGACCAGCCGAUAGGUCCCCAGCCGCCAGCUUGGUUCCAGGUGCACGGCUGCCGCUUUGCAAAGGCUUCGGGUGCUGCUCUUGAAAACCGGAGCUGCUCGGGUGGCUUCUGACUCAAGAAAAGGUGCCAGCCAGACCUUUUGCAGGGAGCAGGUCCAGCCCUCUUCCUUCAAACAAGCUGAAUAAUUAUGUUUACGUGGCGUCGGACUCCCAGCAACUCUGGGGGGUCUACCAAUGGUUAAAAACAUUUAAAAACAAGGGAACAGCAAAAACAGCACGAGAAACAAAGAUGGCAGAGAAAACCAACCCAGAUGGGAACAAAGAAAAAGGGAGCAUUGGUCACUCUCACCAAAGGCCCGGGCAAAGAGCCACAUCUUCAGGGCCCUCUGAAACGGGUAGGGUGGGGGACGUGGAUCUUGGGCACCUCAUUCCAAAGGGCAGGCACUGAGACAGAGAAGGCACGGUUCUGAGGUCCCAAGAAAUGGCAUUGUUUAAUUGAUGGAACCUGGAGUAUGCCAACCCUGCCAGAUCGGGUCAGCUGGGCAGAUGCUGUGGGAGAUGGGUGGUCCCUCAAGAAACCAGCCCUAUGCCAUGUAGGGCUUAGGAGGGAGCAACCACCACCUUGAAUCACAUCCAGCAACCAGCGCAGCUUGCAAAGCAGGGGUGGCAUGUGAGCAUACCAAGGCAUGCCCAUCACCGCCUGCACCAUUGCAUUCUGGACUAGUUGGAAGUUUGUGGAUGGUCUUCGAGGGCAGCCCCGUGUAGAACGCAUUGCAGUAGUCAAGCCAUGAGGUGACCAGGGCAUGAGUGACUGCCUGAAGGGCCCCCAAUCUAGGAAAGGGUGCAGCUGGCACACCAAAUGAAGCUGGCAAAGACCUUGCUGUCCACACCUGCUCAUCAAGUAAGAGCUGUGAGUCCUGGAAGACCCCCAAAUUGGCCACCACCCUUGAAUGGGGUAGUGCCAACCUUCACCCAAAGUCAAAGACGGAAUAUCCCCCAAUCUGGGCAAUCCAAACUGCCACAGCUGCUCGGACUUAGGACUGAGUUGGAGAUGGUUCCUCCCUGUUCAAAGCUGCAGGGCAGUGUUUCUCAACCUUGGCGGCUUGAA